Molecule: messenger RNA, 933 nt
Organism: Erythranthe guttata (spotted monkey flower)
Lineage: Eukaryota; Viridiplantae; Streptophyta; Magnoliopsida; Lamiales; Phrymaceae
Product: iron-sulfur cluster assembly protein 1
Biological process (GO): iron-sulfur cluster assembly
Molecular function (GO): iron-sulfur cluster binding; iron ion binding
Source: RefSeq, a predicted model, not a curated record
GCAGAUAAGCUUUAACAAGCAAAGAUCCAAUUCUUUCCUUCUUUCCCUAAUUUCUAAAGCCCUAAAAAAACAGAAACCAAAUUCAGUCUGAUUUCUUCUCAAAAUCAAUAAAAAAAAUGUUGAAGCACCUGACUAAUACGGUUAUCGGUCAACACCUGCGAUCCUCCGCCGCCGUCGGCGGUGCUUCCCUGCGGCGGAUGUACCACGAGAGAGUGGUGGACCACUACAACAACCCGAGGAACGUCGGAUCGUUCGACAAGAACGAUAGCAACGUCGGCACGGGUCUUGUUGGAGCACCGGCGUGCGGUGACGUCAUGAAAUUGCAGAUUAGGGUUGAUGAGAAGAGCGGCAAAAUUGUUGAUGCUUGUUUUAAGACCUUCGGCUGCGGCUCCGCCAUCGCCUCCUCCUCCGUCGCAACUGAAUGGGUGAAAGGUAAACAAAUGGAGGAAGUCCUGUCUAUCAAGAAUACGGAAAUUGCAAAACAUCUAUCUCUUCCACCAGUGAAACUACAUUGCAGCAUGCUAGCAGAGGAUGCAAUUAAGGCAGCUGUAAAAGAUUACGAGGCAAAGCGUUUGAAAUCAAACGGGCAUGAAGAGAAAGCUGCCGAUGCUUGAGAAUAUGCUUUAGGCAUGCAUUUUCUAAUCAAUGUCGUUAUAUGUUUGUCCUCUAUAAAAAAUCUGUUAGUCUUUGUUUUAAUGUGCUCUGUUUUAACGGAGAAUACUGGUUAGUGCAAUUGUUUUUUCUGCUGCAUCUACCAGCAGGCGCAGAUUACGUCUGUAUUCGUUUGUGGAAUUGGUCUUUUCUUUUUGAAGACGUGAAAAUGUCAAUGUUUUUUUUAUUUAUUCCCAGACUAAGUCUAUUGUAGAUUAUUUGACUUUUUCUGCUUAUGGUGUAUAACAUAAAUUAUUGCAGAUUUUGAUAUUCCUUUUGACU